This is a messenger RNA of Spea bombifrons (plains spadefoot toad), 2161 nucleotides long. RefSeq names its product solute carrier family 13 member 1-like. The record is from RefSeq and is a predicted model, not a curated record. Gene Ontology annotation, biological process: monoatomic anion transmembrane transport. Gene Ontology annotation, molecular function: sodium:sulfate symporter activity. Gene Ontology annotation, cellular component: membrane. NCBI's taxonomy places the organism in Eukaryota, Metazoa, Chordata, Amphibia, Anura, Pelobatidae. The coding region runs from base 246 to 2129 and encodes 627 amino acids. The transcript is spliced from 16 exons.
GGCUCUGUGGAUCGCUAUGCAGGGCUCCUUUGUUAGUGAGAGCAGCCUGUGUGCGUAACGUCGGCCGCUUCUCCUGCCCAUCGUGUGGGGGAGGGUCAUCACAGCCCUCCCCAGGCUCAUUUCCCCCUAUCUGAGAUGCAGAGCCCAGACAUGCUAAGGUGAGGCCAAGAAGGGCUGCAGGGAGGCUGAUCCCGCAGCGCACUCCGCAUUUGGAACCCCCAGGACCCGCGCUCCUCGCCCCCUGGAUGCCGGCCCCGGACCUGCCCCCUCUGGAGCACCCCCUGCCUGUCUGGAUCCCCGGAUUGUUGUGUCUUCACAUGGCUCUGUCUUUAUUGCGGCAGCUCUGGCAGCAGAAAGAUGUCGUCAUCACUUUUGUGCUGCCUCUUCUCUUCCUUCCUCUGCCAUUGAUAGCACAGACCAAGGAAGCAGCAUGUGCGUACAUCUUACUGGUCACCGCCACGUUCUGGAUCUCGGAGGCCAUACCCCUGGGCGCUGCCGCUUUGGUUCCGGCGUUCUUGUUCCCUCUCUUCAGUGUUAUGAAAUCGAGUGAGGUGGCGUCGGAAUACUUCAAAGACAUCCACCUUCUUCUGUUUGGAGUAGUGUGUUUGGCGACGUCCAUUCAGAAAUGGAAUCUACACAAGAGAAUAGCACUUUGGAUGGUUCUGUCUGUAGGAAGCCAGCCCAGCUGGCUUUUGUUGGGUUUUAUGAGCUGCACGUCUCUGCUGUCCAUGUGGUUAAGCAAUACUUCCACCGCAGCCAUGGUCAUGCCUAUUGUGGAUGCAGUGCUCUAUCAACUAAACAGCGCUACUCCAGAGGAGAAGGCUUUGACUAACAGCAAGACGAGCACACGGGAGAACAAUGAAGAUUCUACAAAGAUUGAUUUGGCCUCUUUUCCAGAAAGCAAUAAUAUUUUGGAUAACGGCGAAGCAAAGACAGAAGAAAGUGAGGAAGAGCCAACGUUUGAAAGCCGGAGAUAUUCAAAACAGGGCAAAUCUGGCCGAUUCUAUAGAACUAAACGCGAUCACAUGAUGUGCAAAGCCUUUUCUCUGGGCAUCGCUUAUUCUUCAACCAUUGGUGGGAUGUCCACGUUAACAGGAACGUCCACCAACCUUAUAUUUAUUGAACAAUUCGAAACACGUUAUCCUGAGUGCCAGUUUGUGAAUUUCGGGUCCUGGAUUGCCUUCUCGUUCCCCAUUGCCUUCAUCAUCUUGAUAUUUUCCUGGAUGUGGAUCACGUGGCUUUUCCUUGAAUUUAGCUUCAAAGAAAUGUGUUGCUGUGGAAAAUCCAAAUCUCCAGUUGACAAAGACUCUAGAAAGAUUUUAAGGCAAGAAUAUGAAAAAUUAGGACCUUUAAGUUAUCAAGAGGUCGUGACUCUCAUCAUUUUCUUAUUGAUGGCCUUGUCGUGGUUCACAAGGGAUCCUGGAUUUAUCCCAGGUUGGGAUUCACUAUUUGGACUGAAAGGGUACAAAUCCGACGCUACCUCUGCCAUUCUCUUUGGCUUUUUAUUAUUUAUUAUCCCCGGAAAGAAGCCCAGCUGGCUGCGUUGCGGAUCAGGAGAAAAGUCCAGAGUUUCCCCUGUGACGGAAUCGACUCCUAUGAUUACCUGGAAGGAGUUUGAAGAAUGUAUACCCUGGCAUAUUGUUGUCUUGGUUGGUGGUGGCUUUGCUCUUGCCAAAGGAUGUGAAGUGUCUGGGCUUUCUACAUGGGUCGGCCACAAGAUGGAACCUCUGAGCAGUCUGCCGGUUUGGGUCAUUGUUCUAAUUGUCUGUCUGAUGGUGACAACAGUGACCGAAGUGGCAAGCAACCCUGCUACCAUUACCAUAUUUCAGCCAAUCCUUUCUUCACUGGCUGAAGGAAUAGGUGUGAAUCCACUUCUAGUCAUCAUUCCUGCUACAAUAAGUGCCUCCUGUGCUUUCCUUUUGCCUGUUGCAAACCCCCCCAAUGCUAUUGUCUUCUCCUAUGGACACCUCAGUGUUCCAGACAUGAUAAAAGCAGGACUGGGGACGAACCUCAUCAGCAUGAUAACCUUGUGGUUUGCACUUUACACGUGGGGAAUACCUAUGUUUGAUCUAAGCAGGUUUCCCGAUUGGGCAUUACAUAACAGCACGUCAUCGAUCGCCGCACCUUGAAGGCAUUUCCCUAACCGUCAUAGAAAAAGGAA